Messenger RNA from Paramecium pentaurelia, 1240 nucleotides. NCBI's taxonomy places the organism in Eukaryota, Ciliophora, Oligohymenophorea, Peniculida, Parameciidae. The record is from the annotation of a GenBank genome assembly.
AUGAGAGGUCAUCAAAAGAGUUUGCCAAAUCUUAAAUUUCUGUAGCCUUAAUCAACUGCGUUAAUUACUCCAUCUAAUAGUUCUAUUCGAUAAAAAUACUAAGAAAAACGAACUUAUAGGAAAUUCUAAAAAGAGAAUUCUCUUUAAAUUGACAAGAAUUAGACACCAACUCCAAUAAUGAAUAAUGUAGCUAAAGUGUUUAGACAGAAUUUUAUUUAGAAAACAGAACCUAAUGAAACAUCUGAUAAACAAAAUAGAAUGAUUGAAAAUCAAAAAAUUAUAAGUCAGAAGCCUUCUUCUUUCAAAUUUCUCUAUCGUCCAAUUACAAAAUAGAAUUCUGAACUAAUGUUAACUCCUCGAAUAGCAUAAAAUUUACCUGAAAACAAUUAUGUCUAUUAUGUUUCUGACUUAAUUAAAGCAUAUGAAAGUAAGGACAGCUAUUUCAAUCGUCUUUUCUAAGAUCAUCUUUAAUCAAGUUUAAUGGCAUUUAAAUAAUGCGCCACAUCUAAAAUUAUAUUUAAACCUAAACCUCUCAUUUUACCUAAAGAUCCUAAAGGUAAAUAAAUAAAUUUAUAAUAGAUUCAAGAAAAUAUACUUUAUUAUUAGAUUUGGAUGAAACUCUUGUUCAUUGUUCACUUGAUGUAAGAUUACCAUGUGAUAAAAAACUCAAUAUCAAAUUAUCCCCAUCAGAAAUCCUACAAGUUGGACUCACAAUUCGUCCUGGAUUACAAAAUAUGUUAGAAAACUUGUAGCCUCAUUUUGAGAUUAUCAUUUUUACUGCUUCUCAUGCUCAGUAUGCAAAAAAAGUGAAAAUUUCAUAUCUAAUUAUUAGAUAGUAGAAUACAUUGAUCCAAAAAAAAUUAUAUCCUAUGUUCUGUCCAGAGAGCAUUGCUGUUUCACAAGUCUUGGACAAUACAUUAAAGAUCUUUCUAUAAUUAAAAAUCGAUCUCUCUCUAAAAUUAUUCUAGUUGAUAAUUCUGCUUACAGUUAUUAUUAUUAAAUUGAUAAUGGAGUACCAAUUAUUCCAUUCUAUGACAAUAAGUAAGAUAAAUAAUUGACUCUACUGACCAAGUAUUUAAUUGGUCUCUUAGAUUAUUAAGAUAUAAGAGAAUACAAUUAGUAUAAUUAUUUUUUUUAUUUCUAUAGGAAAUACUUAAAGACCUACUUAUUGGAUAAAUUGGAUUCUUUAGAAUCAGUUAUUGAAAAUUAUAAGGCGUAAAUUAAUUCCAAAAAAACAUGA